UGUUAUAAAGUGUGUGUCUGUAUGUGCGUCUUUUUCUAACGGAUGUGACGACGUCACUGCCGCUGGUGGAAGUCUACAGCGACGAGCGGAGUGCGAGUGCGGUAACGUUGAGACGCGGAGCGGACACAGGGGUACAAACGCGCCGUUUACCCUUCGUUGUGAUGAAUUACUUACUUGCAGACGAGAGUGCUAGUGUGCGAUAGGCGACAAAGCAGUCAAUAUAUAACGAUGGAACAGUUUGUGUCCCCGGAGAUAGAGCGAAACUUCGCCGCGUACCUCCAGUGUGUGCGCAGCUGCAAGAGGAUAUGUCUGGAGGAAUCGUUUUGGUACUUGUAUCACGCCUGGAACCGCAGGAGGCACUAUGGCACCUUGAUGGAGUUCUGUGUGAAGGCGCUGGGCUGCCGCAGAGAGAAUGUCCUGAAUCUGUUCAGCGUGUGGGGGGGCUGCGACGACGUGGGGUGUUUCCCGAGUCCCUCUACCCCCACGAUCCUGUCGGAGGCGCCGAGACAGGCUUUGUCUCUCCCACAUCUUGGACGGUGGCCUGCGUGGAAGCUCAUUUGAUGAAGCCGAACAGGUACCCUUUCCAUAGGAACCGAUCUUUCACGGCAUCGCAGGUGCCAUCGCAUCCUGCCGCUAGGCCUCGGAGGAGUACGAUGUUCAGCACGCCAUCUCACGCCACGGAAAAGCGCAGUCUAAUGUCUCCGUCUACGCUAGGGCACGCCCUCAAAGCUCCGCCAGCGCGAGAGCUUACCCAAGAACCUCCGUCUGGAGUUGUGUAUCCUCCUGCAUCUCUUAUCAUACCAGAGCACAGCCAUAAGCUUGCCUCCACUCCGGAAAACAGUCAUGAGGCUCAUCCCACGCCAGGGCCAGGGCGUCUGUGUGCAGGAGGGAAUACUCAAGAACCUUUUCCCAAGCGAGGACAUACCCAUGAGUCUCAUUCAACACCCAAACACUUCCAAGAACACCUGCCUGCUUUGCCCCACGCUCAUAGGUCUAGCCCCGCCCAGCAAGACUUACAAAAUGGCAACAGAAGAGCAGACCGCAUCUUAGCGGUAGGGAGUGCCCUCCAUGAUGCCCCAUUGUGCGUCAGGAAUCCAGGCCAGGUGCUGAGUUUGAGUCCGUGCAGCAUGUUGACCGCGGAACCAGACCCGAGCCUCCUGUCAGAGGAUGUCCUGGUGAUCAUGCUGACGGAGGUGUUCCCUCAGAUGCCCGUCCGGCUGCAGCGCCUCAUCAAGCGGCUUAGACGACUCUCGCGGACGGUGUGUUACCUCGACAUCGACUUCAAUGAGCAGCAGCUGGAAGUGCGAGUGCAGGACCUCCUCGACCUGACUCAUGAGAUCGUUUGGAUCGUCGUCGAGAGCUGUAUGCGAGUGAUUGAAGACCACAUCGGCGACAUGGCAGAAAAGCUGCACGGAUCCAAACGGCGCCUCGAGCAUGCCAAGAAGGAGUACAAAGAAUAUGUGAAUCUAGUCGCAAAGACCAGAGAAGACCUGGACGAAGCCCAACGGGAGCUGCAGCACGCCCAGCGCAAGGACAGAGAAGUGAAAAAGAACAUUAAAUAUAUUUGGUCGCGUUCCCACAGCCGCGAGGCGCACGAGGGAACUACCAAGCGCAGCGGGAGCGGAGUCUCGAUUGAAGCUCCGUUGAAGGCGGAGCUCGGCAAAGCAGCGCGUAGUUCAAAGUAUACAAGGGGCUUCCACGGAGACUCCGAGUCGACGUCACUGGCUGAUGAUAAAGAUAUGGCCGGCUAUGAGGCUGAUAUUCACGACAGCGGCGUAGAGGGCAGCAGUGUCAGUCUGCUGACGAGUGUCAUGAAGGAAGUUGCCGUCAUCGAGAGAAGACACAGCCAAGCCGGUGAUGUAGACGAUAAACUUCAAAAGGUACUGAGGUCCACAAGGCAGUCAGUUCUCUUGACAAAGAAACAGAUGUGCCAGAGGCUGGAUUCCAAUGUUUCCGCCGAGCAGGAAUGCAUUACCAAGGAAGAUGUGCUUAACAUGCGACGCGCUGAAACUGCCAAGCUGAAAAGCGCACUGAAGAAGCUAAAAAAAGAUUGCCAUUCCAUGAAGAAAGGCGGUGCUGCCUUGAUUGCACGGAUGGCCGCCACGGCCGAGGCAAUACGUAAAGGAAGUUCAGGAGACGAAGAAGUCGCCAGUGCCAUGGCGGAGGUGCACUUGCAGAGGAAUGAAGAAAACAACAAAUUCCUGACGGAGGUGAGACGGGAGGCUGUCCUGUUUGCAUCACGAGUCAAUAUGUUCAGUGUGCAGGACUGGCUUGCCGCAAGGCAGUUCACCAAGCAGGAGGUGAGCACUGUGUACUCUAGCAUUAAAAUCAAAGGACAUAAGGAUACCCACGAUGUGUUGGAUUUACUGAAGGAAGACGUCGACGCGCCAGCAGUGAUAGUGAUUUCCGGGCCGAAGGGAAGCGGAAAGACUUCCCUCUGCCAUUACAUUCUGCACCAGUGGAGGAAGAAUUCGACUGGAGUCAGUGCGAGGUUGCGGGAGUGCGACCUCGUCAUUUACGCGGCGCUGAGCGACAUCGCUUCCUCGGGUUCGUGGGGUCAAUACCUUCGCGAACACGUCCUUUGCGACACUAUCAAGGCCUACCCAAACUCCAAUAUUCAUGAAGAGAUGAAGGGCAUGACUGUGCUGUUCCUCCUGGAUGUCGGAGGAACUGCACGAGAUGCUGUCUCUGUGCUGAAGGAGAUCAUGGAGAAUUUGGGCAGAAAUUGCCUGCUGUUGACCACGCGCUCGGGCAAUGAGGGAGAGUUUGUGCAGGUCGUGAGAGAUUUCGGAGUGAAGUGUGUGUUGGCCGAGAUGUGCCCGAUGACGUCACAGGCUAUUAGGAAAUACUCAUCCCAUUUCUUUUCUCUCUGUGAAAAUCACAAAAUCUCUGCGUCUGAAAGGGUAGAACAGUUCAGUAGUUUAAUAUCAUCCAUGGCGAUAAAUCCCACAGUUCUUUACCCGCUCCCUCUGGCUUACUUGUUGUACCUGUGGUGCAUCAAUCCGAACCACGUGCUCUUUUCCACGUCCGUGUCGAGCCUGUUCUCGCGCCUGCUGAGUGUGUGCCAGCACCGUCUCGCUGAAGCGAUCAAGGGAGACUGUGGGGGAAACCGAGAGGCCGCAAGGCUGGCGGUGGAGGGCCGUCUGGAGCAGCUCUACCGGGCGACGAAGGGACUUGUGGCCGGCAGCAGCUGGCCACACGGUCAUCAGAUCUUGCUCGAGGCCGACCAUUGCUUGUUCGAGGACCCUCGGGUGCUGUGGCACUUCAGCCCGCUCGUCGUGGUGAAGAGCGGGGCCAGCGGGAGUACGCAGGGCCUCCUCGCCCAUCCGUCGCUCGCCGAGAUCCUCUCCGGCUUCUACCUUGCGGAUUCCCUUCUGGUCAAAGGCAGGCGAAGCUCGGUCCUUCGGCGCCCCAAACUGUCGGCCUUGUGCAAGCACGAACCCAGAAUGCUGCGUGAUGUGCUCCUUCACGUGGCAGGAUCCUUCCUGUACAGCAAGCACACGCUUGAUGAUGCCAAGGAUGUCGUCAGCAUGUACGAGAAGUCCCUACACGAUAAGGAAAACAUGGGAGCUUGGUUGACUUUGCUGCAGGAAUGCAACUUCACCAGCAACGUGUGCGAAGCCGUAUCCCUGACCCUGGCGUCACUGGCCACCUGGAUUGCCGCUCGCCAUUCCCCCGAAACCAACCACGUGGUCGCCGAGCUGCUGAGGCGCGGAGCCUACAAGCCCAAGCUGGUGGUGGUGACGCCCGACGCCUCCGACGGGGAGCGAGGGGAGGGCGUCCGCCGCAUCGUCCAUGCUCUCGGGACGUGCCCCACCACGUUCGUCCACCUGCGGCAGGAAGCUCAGUUCUACACGUGGGGGGAUGAGACGACGAGCGAUGCGCUGGUGGUGCCGCUUCAACCCCCAGGGACACUGAAGGAGUGCUGGGGACACCUGGGCAGCGAGGGCGCCAUGGCACUCCGGCACUGCCACCACUUGGAGGAGCUGAACGUGAGAGUGUCCUCCAUGGAAGCCCUGGCCGCCCUCACGCACAGCAUAGCGAACCAGAGGCGCUGCUUGAAGUACCUCUACCUGCGGCUGGACCUGCCGACCUCCAUCCCCUCCGCGAGCUUCCAGCCGCUCAAUUUCAAGGGCAAGAAGCUCUGGCUGAGGCUUCGGAACAUAACGGAUUCCUCGGUGACGUGGGUCAGGGACCUCACCAGGAAGCUCAGCAGCUGGUACACGGAGGUGGUGCUGGAAGAGAGCCAGCUGUCCCCGUCCGUUCUGCACGACCUGAAGGAGUCCAUGCCGCGCACGCCGCUCCACGUGUCGGGGUGACCAGGCGGUGUGGUUGCAAGCGGCCGUGACACUCAACCCCGCCUUGAUGUGCCCAGGACACUGCCUUGAUACAAGUGUAUAUAUUGUAUAUAGACAAAUGCAAGAAUACGAGUAAGUAUUCACUGACAAUCUCAGAUCAUUAACAUAUCAACAAUAUAAUAAGGAACGCAAUAUUAACCAAGAAAAGUGAUUGUGAAUGCCUUACACUUCAAAGUUAAUUAUAUAUAUGAUGGAGGACACAGAAAAAGUGACAUCUUCAUGAAGCUUCAACAGUGGAGGCGACGCCAU
This is a messenger RNA of Penaeus monodon (black tiger shrimp), 4607 nucleotides long. RefSeq lists its product as uncharacterized. NCBI's taxonomy places the organism in Eukaryota, Metazoa, Arthropoda, Malacostraca, Decapoda, Penaeidae. The record is from RefSeq and is a predicted model, not a curated record.